AUGGGGAUCCCGCGAGCCUGUCUGCGGGCCUCUCUCUUCCCCUUCUAUGGUAUCCUGCCGGGUAUGAAAGCAUACCCACUUGGCAACCUCGACCUGCCGGUCACGUUCGGCGGCAGGACCAACUACUGCACCGAGACCCUCACUUUCGAGGUGGUAGAUUGGAAGGGGGCGUAUCACACCAUUCUCGGGUGCCCCGCCUACGCCAAGUUCAUGGCCUACGUCAGUAGUCGCGAGCACUUUGACCUCGCCACCACUGUCGCGGACUCGGCGGAGCUCAGCCAGCUUCGCGCCACCACCGCCGAGUGUCGCCCUGACCCUGGCAAGCCUAGCCAGGCACCGACUUUUGUCUCGGCCGAGGAGACCAAGUCGGUCGCGGUCGACGAUGCCGACCCGACCAAGACGGUGCAAGUUGGCUCUCAGCUGUCGGCCAAAUAG
Molecule: messenger RNA, 435 nt
Organism: Panicum virgatum (switchgrass)
Lineage: Eukaryota; Viridiplantae; Streptophyta; Magnoliopsida; Poales; Poaceae
Exons: 2
Coding region: 1-435 (144 amino acids)
Source: RefSeq, a predicted model, not a curated record